AUUACUUUGUUGUAAAAAAUUUUCAAUUGUCAACGAAAUUUCUUAUUUGUAUUCGGACAUUUUUGUAACUUUCUUUGGAAAAUUUGUAAAUUUAGUGCAUCUAUAUUUUUGUAACUCUAAUUUUUGUUAACGAAUCGCCAUCUUAUCAUGUUGUCACAGCGAUUACAGGGCGCGAAAGAGCAGGAGCACCCCACAACAUCGUCAGCUGCAGUUAGCUGUCUCUCCGCGCCGCUGCAGCCGACGAAAACAACCAACACGAUUGCCACACAAUACUCCUACUCGAGUAUGUACGACAAUGUGCUGCUGACACCGCCAGAUUUGCCUUCUGACGAAGACGAAGCGCUGUGCUAUAAUCCGAAUGAGCCGCGCUACUGUAUUUGUAAUCAAGCCUCUUAUGGCGCCAUGAUUGCUUGCGACAACAAGUUGUGUCCCUACGAAUGGUUUCAUUUUCAAUGUGUGGGUGUCAUACGACCGCCAAAGGGCAAAUGGUAUUGUCCGCUCUGUAAAUCGACGAUGCAACAGCGUAGAGGUUCGGCACGAAAGCGGAAAAUUUCUGGGUAAUAAAGUGUAGGGUUUGGUUUUUCAUGAAUUUGUUUAAAAUUUUAUGAUUGUUUUGAAAAAAAGGAUUUCCUAUUCUUAAUUAUUAAUG
This is a messenger RNA of Zeugodacus cucurbitae (melon fly), 649 nucleotides long. RefSeq names its product inhibitor of growth protein 3-like. Bases 148 to 561 code for a protein of 137 amino acids. The transcript has a single exon. Gene Ontology annotation, biological process: regulation of DNA-templated transcription. The record is from RefSeq and is a predicted model, not a curated record. NCBI's taxonomy places the organism in Eukaryota, Metazoa, Arthropoda, Insecta, Diptera, Tephritidae. Gene Ontology annotation, cellular component: NuA4 histone acetyltransferase complex.